Molecule: messenger RNA, 5292 nt
Organism: Rhinocladiella mackenziei CBS 650.93
Lineage: Eukaryota; Fungi; Ascomycota; Eurotiomycetes; Chaetothyriales; Herpotrichiellaceae
Exons: 2
Coding region: 1-5292 (1763 amino acids)
Cellular component (GO): cell septum; cell periphery; myosin complex
Molecular function (GO): cytoskeletal motor activity; ATP binding; chitin synthase activity
Source: RefSeq, a predicted model, not a curated record
AUGGCCAAUCGAUAUUCUACCUUCUCAAAUAACUCUUCGCAAGUUGGUGCUGCGCGAUCAGCAGCCCAACAGUCGACACAGGUCUCAACCACGACCCUCCUCAAUGCCCUGCACACCAUCUAUGCCUCAGGUCAAACAUACCAACUCGAUUCGAGCACGAGUAUCGCAGUCAACACCUGGCUGACUGCACUCAAUCCCGAUGCCCAUGGACGACUGGGUGGAUCAGUGGAUGCUGGCAUUGCCUCAAGAGCGUGGGAACAUGCAAGGAGAAGAGCAGAAGAUGGAUGUAUAAUUCUGGGUUCACUGCAUCCGUCGACCCCUUCGCUAUUCCAGGCAUUUCUUCAAGUUAUUCCCUUAGCGACUCCUCAGAUGGCCUACACUGCGUUGACAGCCCUACGGCCGUUUCUUUCCUGCGUCACACCUAUCAAUCCGACCACAUUCCGACAUUCUUCCCUUUCCGCCAAGUAUACGGUCACUCUCACAGGCACAAUCACCGGCUUCUCCCUGGCCUUGUCCGGAUCGGGCAUUGAUGUUGAACGAGGUCUAUUGAGGAUCCCAUCUGAACCUGGCCAUCGUGCUUUCGAUGUGUUUUACCAUCUUUUGACCUCAGCAUCAACCCCGACUGAACGCGAAUAUCUCGGUCUGCAACAUCCUUCCAAGUACACGCUCUUGAACAGAUCGGGCACAUAUGAUCCCCCUUCCUACCUUCCGACGGCCGACGAUGCCGCAGCGGCAGAAGAUUUCCGUUCCGCAUUGAAGUCCAUCGGUAUCAAGGGGUCAGCGUUUCGAGGCCUCCUGUCAUGCCUGGCCGGACUGCUGAGAUUGGGUGAGACAACCGGAUUCCUCGUCGAUUCCGAUGUGUUGGAAGAGAUUUGCGAAGAUGUUGGGGGUUUGAUAGGACUCGAACCGGAAGUCCUCGUGAAUAAAUGCACCACCGACGACCGCGAGGUUUUGAUUGCUGGCAUGUAUGAGGCCCUGGUGGACUGGGUCAUCUCCAAGGCAAAUGAGGCCAUUGCGGGAGAAUUGCGCUCCGGAGCCCUGACGCCUGACUCGAGCACUCAGAACGGCGACGAAGUCAGCCUAACGGUCAUCGAAAUUCCUGGAGAGCAUCUCGCCAAGGCAGUGGCGUUGCGCAAUGUCUUUGAUGAUUCCCAGGGUAUCAAUGCCGAGAUGAGGGACGACGGUGUGGAAGUGGUGCCCGCUGGCCACUCAGUCCUCAAAGAAAUGCAGUCCGCCGUGGCCGAGGUUGAAGCGGAUCUGGGUAUCAAAGGUGGCCCUCUCAGCCGGGAAAGAGAACAUGACCGAGACCGACGAGAAGGCAUCCUCGAAAAGAUUGGUGCCGAAGCUGAGGCUGGUGGUUUCCUCCGGACCCUGCUCUAUCCAACUGAUGGAGAAGGCCUGAACUUGGGCAUCAAGGGGCGUUUUGAUCUGGGGGUGACUCUGGCCAGCAGUCGAGCCUGGUAUCAGCUCUCAAUUCACCCUACCGACGACACUCCUAGCGCUCUCGCCGCUCUCGCCUCCACGUCGGCCUGGUCUGCAGGUACAGUGUCGCGACAAUUACGAGCAUGGAGGCUUCCUGAAUGGGCCAACCACCGCAACAGACAACUCGACUUUACGGCAGAUUUUGAUGUUGAUGAAUUCGUCACCAGGUACUCCAGACUUGGUUGCAAAGACGGCAAAGAUGGAAUAGAAAGCUUCAUGCUCGAACGUGGCUGGACGAACGGAGAAGUCGUGAUCGGACGUGAGCGGAUCUGGAUGCGUGAAGGAGCGUGGUGGGAGGCCGAAUCAAUGCUUGACAUGAAACCGGCCGACCCUGGCCGUCCCAAUGAUGCCAUCUUCGGUAUUCCAUCAAAUCCGUUCGAAUCCAGUCAUUCCGCCCACGCACCCAACAAUAGCAGUGGAUUCUUUCCGCCGUUUGGUGACAGUAUGAGUAUCCAAGACAGUCGGGAGAAUCUCCUGGCGCAAGCAGGUGCCGAUCGAGCUAAGUCAGUUGCCCCAACGAUGGCACGAACAGUCCAUACCAUUGGCGGCGACUACGGCCUGGGUCCCAAAGGUGACGCCGACAAAGGCCAAUUAUAUUACGACUCCGAACUCGGCCGUUACACAGGCGAGUUGGAUCCCGAGUAUGGAGAUCCUCGAAACAUUCAGACCAAGAAGACCUCCGCGAGCCGACAGGCUUGGAUUUCGGUGGUCUGGGCCUUGACGUGGUUCAUCCCUUCCGUCCUUUUGAGGUAUAUCGGUCGGAUGAAACGUCCUGAUGUCCGUCUGGCCUGGCGAGAGAAGGUCGUCCUGGUGUUUCUCAUCUUUCUGUUCAAUGCUCUCGUGGUGUUUUAUAUCGUCGAAUUCGGGCGAUUGCUUUGCCCAAAUUUCGACAAGGCCUGGAAUGCUAAAGAAGUGGGUUACCAUACGGGGACGGACGACUUCUAUGUCAGUAUUCGCGGCUCCGUCUACGACAUCACGAAAUUCUACCGAUUGCAGCAUAGCGACACCAGCAUAACCACCAGCUCCGAGAACAUGAUGCCGUUUGCCGGUCAGAAUCUGGAUGCCUAUUUCCCACCCCCGUUGAGUCGCGCUUGUCCGGGUCUCGACGUCGACGAGAGUGUUCAGAUGCAACACAACGACACGGACGCCGUUCUGUAUCCCAAUGCGGUCCAUACAUCCGGGCCUCGUUAUCAGACAGAUCAGCAGUCGGCUUUGUACAGCUGGAACUGGUACAGCGAUACCUUCCUGCCCAAAAUCAACGAAUACUACAAAGGUGACCUCGUCGUCACCAGGGGCAGCGUCAAAAGCCAAGGAGAAAUCGAUCAAAGAAUGUGGGUCAUUAUCAGUGGCAAGAUUUACGACCUAACAGAUUAUUUCUACACAUUGAAACUCCAAAACAACUUCGCCACCUACAAAUUCUUUCCCGACGAAGUCAGCGACCUCAUUUCCGGUAAUCCCGGUCUUGAUAUUACGGACAAAUGGGGAACCAGUGCCGCUUUCGCCAACAGCCUCAACUGCAUGAACAACGCUUUCUACGUGGGAAAGGUCGAUUUCCGUAAUUCUGCGCAAUGUCAAGUUAACAAUUAUAUCCUCCUGGCGUUCACCAUCAUCCUUUGUACGGUGAUCUUGGUGAAAUUUUUGGCAGCUCUACAACUGGGCUCGAAGCGUCGACCAGUCCCGCAAGACAAAUUUGUGAUCUGUCAGGUGCCUGCAUAUACCGAAGGCGAAGAUCAUCUCCGAAAAUCUCUCGACUCCCUCACCGCACUUCAGUACGACAACAAGAGGAAGCUGAUCUGUGUCAUUUGCGACGGUAUGAUCGUCGGUGGCGGCAAUGAUCGACCUACUCCCAAGAUCGUUUUGGAUAUUCUGGGCGUGGACCCAAAGAUCGAUCCGCCCGCUCUUCCCUUUAGAUCGGUCGGCCAGGGCAAUGAGCAACUCAACUAUGGCAAGGUCUACUCCGGAUUGUACGAGUAUGAGGGCAGUGUGGUUCCAUACAUUGUCGUCGUCAAAGUCGGAAAAGAAUCCGAGCAGAGCAAAUCGAAACCGGGAAACCGUGGGAAGCGAGAUUCUCAAAUCCUCCUUAUGCAAUUCUUGAAUCGUGUUCAUCACAGAUCGCCAAUGUCACCUCUCGAGCUAGAAAUGUUCCAUCAGAUCAACAACAUCAUUGGUGUGGACCCAGAGUUAUAUGAAUACCUCCUCAUGGUCGAUGCCGACACAAUGGUCAAAGAAGACUCUCUCAAUCGGCUGGUGGCGGCUUGUGCCAAUGACUCAAAAAUUGCCGGUAUCUGUGGUGAAACCAGUUUGGAAAACGAGGAACGAAGUUGGUGGACUAUGAUUCAAGUCUACGAGUACUAUAUCUCGCAUCAUCUCACCAAAGCCUUCGAAUCAUUAUUUGGCAGCGUGACCUGCUUGCCUGGAUGUUUCUGCAUGUACCGCCUCAGAACAGCUGACAAAGGACGACCGUUAAUUAUCUCGGACAAGGUCAUCCAGGAGUACGCUGAUGGCGACGUCGACACUCUUCACAAGAAAAACCUUUUGGCUCUUGGUGAAGAUCGAUACCUGACGACCUUGAUGACAAAACAUUUCCCUGCCAUGUCAUACAAAUUUAUUCCCGACGCUUACGCCCUGACGGCCGCACCGGAAACAUGGUCCGUGCUGCUUUCGCAGAGAAGACGAUGGAUCAAUUCUACCAUUCACAAUUUGGCCGAGCUCGUUUUCCUGAAAGAUCUGUGUGGCUUCUGCUGUUUCUCGAUGAGAUUUGUCGUCUUUGUCGACUUGUUUGGAACCAUCAUUCUUCCGGCCACGUGUGUCUACCUAGGCUAUCUAAUCUAUCGAGUGGCCUCACAUACCGGUCCACUCCCCCUAUUUUCACUUGUGGUGAUCGCGGCAGUGUACGGAUUACAAGCAAUUAUCUUCAUCAUCAAGAGACAGUGGCAACAUGUGGGCUGGAUGAUCAUCUACCUCCUCGCAUACCCCAUCUACAGCCUUAUCUUGCCGGUCUAUUCAUUCUGGAAUCAAGACAACUUCUCGUGGGGUAAUACCAGAAUUGUCAUCGGCGAAAAGGGAGACAAGAAGGUUGUGGCCAUCCAAGAUGAAGGAUUUGAUCCGAAAUCGAUCCCUCUUCAACGCUGGGAUGACUAUGCUGCAGCCAACAACCUUCCCGGCCGGCGUGGAAACACUGGCAACCACUACGAGAAAGGCUUCGAGGCUGGUUACGCUGACGACCCAGGAAUGAUGGAAAUGGACGAUAUGCAUUCCACCUAUUCGUCAGUGAAGCCAGCCAGCACCAUCCUAGCCGGAUUCCCCCAACAACAUCACCCGUACAUGGCACCACCACGCUCACCCGCCCCCCUUGGCAUGAACAACCGCGCCAGCACCAUGACCGGUCUCGUUCAAUUCCGUGACCAACCUACGAGUCUCCACGGUCGACAAAUGAGCAUGAUGAGUCUCGGUAGCCAAGCUGGACAGAAGUCUCCGUCUCCGGCCCCCUACCAAGACAACCCCCGCAGUCCAUAUCAGAGUGGUUUCAGCGGAAUGCAACACUCCGUCAGCAGACCUAGCUUGUUGGGUAUGGGAACCAGCCGUCCAGCGUCUACCGUGAUGGAUUUCCGCACCGUGCCCAGCGCCGGCCCAAGCGAUCACGACAUGAUCGAGGCUAUUCGCUCCGUUUUAGCCGAAGUUGACCUGGACAAGGUCACCAAGAAGCAAGUGCGCGCGCUGGUGGAGCAGAGACUACAGUGUGAAGUACCCGUGGGAGAGAGGCGGGCAUUUUUGGAUAAAGCCAUCGAUGGUGAAUUAGCCAACAUGUAG